CACACACACACACCCAGCACUGACAGCAAACUGCUGCAUAUUGUUUUUUUUUUUUUUUUACCGGCUGCAACAUAUCCCUCUUCUCUCUUGUGGGAUUGACGAACUCGAGAGAGCAAAUCGGCAGGCAGUACAUCCGUCACACAACUCCUGCCGCAUACCGACCAAGCAAGCUGUUGUUGCUUUUGCCUCUACCCCAGCCUUUAACUGACGACAUCGCACUCACACUCCUUGUGCUCAACCAACCCAGCCAUCGCCAAAAAGGGCCCCUUGGGCGCGGCUCUAUUUGCUCACUCGUUAAUUCGGUCCCUCCUUGAACAUCAUCUCAAGUUUGCUGAAGCAUUUAUUGGCUGUUUAAUCAACAAGCUAGCCAGCAAUCCACAUCGCUUUCGGAUUAGCCAAGCUGGAAAGCUGACAUAUCUUGAUUCUCAUUCGGCAAAGCAAGCAAUUGAUUCUGCGCCUGUUUGGCGAGCCGACUUUGCUUUCCGACCGUUUUUACGCCGCCAGUUGAGAACAAACUUUCGUCCGAACCCCUACUUGCGGUAUAGCAACAGGUCGCCUUACCUCUGGUCUAGCAUUACCCGAGCCCCUGCACCGUUUUCGUCCAAGCUCUCGAGAGUGCACCGGCGCCUCCCGCCCAAUUCACAAUCUGCAUCUGUUAUAAUUAUUCAUUAGUCCAGCCCGAUAAACCAACACCAUAUGGAUGCGCGGCACGGCCUGCCGGCGGCCGGUAGCCCGGACGCUGAUGAGGGCGCUCUCGCCGCUGCCCGCCUUCAAAUCCAGCGCCUAACCGACAAUGGGCUAUCUGCAGAGACACUGCUGCGCGCGCUGCUGGAAAAGUGCCCGACUCAAGUCCAGUCUGCAGGGCUGUGGCAGCAGCAGCAGCAGCACCCCGAGUCAUGCUUUACUCCCUCGCCGUCCUCCCCCUCGCCUUGCGCCUCCCCAACCUCGACAAUCCAUAGCUCCAAUAGCGUCUCCGUCCCGACUACGUUUGACCAGACCAUCGCUGCCGCCUUCGAGAAUAAGACGGCAGCCAACAGUGUUGACGAACGCCAAAGCGUUGGUGCGAAGCAGCACGCACCCCGCCUUUCCGUAUCGUCAACGCGCACUGGCUCAACGGCCAGAUCGCGUGCCAGUGUCAUGUCGUCUGCAACUUCGAUAAGCUCCACGUCGUCGCAGGGUAGCGGCAUGAGCCGUUACUCCCAGCUCCCAGGCACGCAGUCAUUCAACAGCCGGCCAUCGACCAGGGCUUACUGGUGCACGUCAUGUCCCCAGAAGCUGCAGCGCAAGUUUGACUGGAAACGCCACGAGGACGAGUUCCAUGAGAGGUAUAAAAAGUAUCCUUGCCCUGACUGCAACCGAGUCUUUUGGGGCGCCAACACGUUCAACCAACACCACAAGUCUCGCCACAACUGCAAAACCUGCCCUCACGCUGACAAGGUGGUACGCUACUCGAAGCGCAAGCGUGCUUGGGGUUGUGGCUUCUGCGCGGCCUUUUUACCAUCUCUUGAGCGAUAUUUUGAUCAUGUCGCUGUGCACUACGAAUCCGGCAAGACCAAGGCCCACUGGGACCAUGCCCUUGUCAUCUAUGGUCUCCUCCACCAGCCUGUCAUCCAUGAUACAUGGAAGGCCCUCGAGUCGGCCAAGUAUGGGGGUUUGCCCCGAGAGCAGCGGCCCAAAAUCAGCUGGGAUCCAAAGAAUACGGGUCGCUCGCAUGGAUACCUUGAGAACGAGGAGCCUGGUCAGCUGCAGGAUUUGUUAGAGUUUUUCGACCCGGCCAAGGAUAAUGCGCAGCAAAUUGUUGAGCUCGCCUGGGAGACUGCCAUCCAGCUAGUUGUCUCUAUGGAACCCCAGCAGGCCUCUGGGGUGGGGAGGAGGCCGUCACAAUAUAUCGGGCAUGCACAGGUUGUUCGUCCCGAGGGAGUAAAGCAGGAGGAUUUACAACACCAGCAGCAACAAAUGCAGUCGCCGCCAGAAAUGUCUUUACCACAGACUCAACGCCCGCUACCUCGGCAACCUUCGAUACAGAUGCUUCCCCAGGAGCAGCAGCAGAUGCUGGAGGUAAAGCAAGAAUGGCCCUCGUCGACUGAGACGCUGGCCCCUAAACAGGACUGGCCCCUCACAUCCGAUGCCUCGUCCGUACACUCCAUACAAUCAAUUCCCUCUCCAUUGCCACCAGGCAUGCAGCAACAGCAACACACGACAACGGCGCCCCCACCAUCACAUCCGCCGCCUCCUCCGCCGUCCCAUCGGAUUGAUACACAGGUGUCAAUCCCUUCCGAUCCCAUGUCUCUUGACCCGCGACCGAUGCCGACGGACCAGAUGGUCUUGGAUCAACGUGGGCCGGUGGCUUUCGAGCAGAACUUCUACCAACCUGUGCAGAUGAGUGGAUUCUCAAACCCGCCUGCCCAUCCAAUGGAUUACACUUCAUUCAAUGGCACUGUCGACUUUGGCAGCGGAUUGAUGUACACUGGUGCAACAGAUUGGAAUUCAUUAGUGGCUGCUGUCACGGCGGCUGAUACUGGGAUGGGCAAUACUAGCUCUGAGGGCCAGCAGCAACCGCAGCAGCAGCAGCAGCAACGAAUCCCGCAACAACAAGGUUAUUGGCCUAAUGGCUUAUACCCAGUUCAGUCCUGAAACGGCCCCAAUGCCUUACUCAGGGUGGGCAAACUCCACCUGCUUUAUAUAAUAUACCCUUUCAUUUGUGUCAGUAUCGACUAUUGUUGUUCCCUUCGUUUAUACACCUGGGCUAUAAUAAAAUCAGAAAAGAAGGAAGCAAUGUCUUUGUAUCCUGUGUAAUUGAUAGUCUAAUCUCCUAGUUCUUCUUUCUUUUGUUUGGGCAUCUUCUGGGAAACGAGCGAAGAAUCUGCAGCAGAAGCUAUUUCUGUAUGAAGACAACGGGCUAUGGAUAUGGCACGGUUGGUUUGAUAUGUGUUUAUGGAUCGGGCUUGCAUGGAUUGUUUUAUGCCAAUGUACAGCGUCGGCGUCGAGGGCACAGAAGUUGUUAAUAUUACCUAUCUUACCUAG
Molecule: messenger RNA, 3024 nt
Organism: Pyricularia oryzae 70-15
Lineage: Eukaryota; Fungi; Ascomycota; Sordariomycetes; Magnaporthales; Pyriculariaceae
Exons: 2
Coding region: 697-2634 (645 amino acids)
Source: RefSeq, a predicted model, not a curated record